Messenger RNA from Hyaloscypha bicolor E, 945 nucleotides. RefSeq lists its product as uncharacterized. The coding region runs from base 450 to 740 and encodes 96 amino acids. The record is from RefSeq and is a predicted model, not a curated record. NCBI's taxonomy places the organism in Eukaryota, Fungi, Ascomycota, Leotiomycetes, Helotiales, Hyaloscyphaceae. The transcript has a single exon.
CAGGAAAUUAUAGGAGAACUGCAAGUCGACUAAUCCACAUCGAACCCCUCGACAAGUUCAUACUCAACAAGAUUCAAUUUUUUCUGUAAGCCAGUACUCAUCAAAAUCUUAUCAAGACGUCUGAACACCCGUCUCAACUAGGACGCAUCGACGUCUACUUCGAUUACCACCUGGUGUACGAAGACUGCGGUUGCUGGGAUUCAAACCGGAAGCACGGAACCUUUCACUCUAACACGAAGAGGGACUGCCACCGCGGAAACCCCCAUUACGCGAUCAAGCUGGGAUGCUGCCCAGAUUGAAGGUUGAAGGACUACUCCGGACUAAGAGGCUGGUGCAGGGACGUGGUGAUGAAGCUGCCUCCGUGGCCAUACCACACCGCCGAGCCCGUGAAACUAUCCGACGGACAAUAAAUGUUGCGGGCGAGUCGCCUGAGCCAGUGGAGAACUGGAAUGGUCAGAUCUCAGGUCAUAAUCGCGAUUAUGAAGGCAGAGGCAGAGAGAAGUAAAGCCUUUUUCCAAAACUUAUCUGCGAAUUAUGCUCCGGAGGGAGAAGACGAUGUCCCGCUCGCAGAACCAGCUCUUCUCUUCGGCCCCAAUGGGGGAGGAUACGACGACGUCCUUGCUCUUACCGAAGACCUUAACUCGGCGAAGUACUUCGAUUGCGGUUGCAGUACCGAAGGAGAGGGUCUGAAGAUGAUCCCCUGUGGACACACGAUCCAUUAUUCGUGCUUCAAGAGUUGAUACAAGGACUCUUCGGGGGAAGGAAUCCGAUGCUCCGCCCGCGAAAGAAGAUACGCCACUCUUGAGGCCCAGCAGUGCUCGCUCGCAGAAUGUACUGCAGCAGGACAGGGAUGACAGCUGCCAUAACUAGGAGAAAUUAAGAUCGUCCUGCGGACAAGCUAGAAAUGAAUAACUUGUGCCCUAAUCAUUCGCGAAAAUGCAAUGG